AUGGCGCCUCCUUACCUAUUCCCAGUUAGCAGCGUGGGCCUAAUGCAAAUCUCCGCCAUCAUCGGCUUCACUCUCUCCACCUUCGGCGGCGGGUACGUCUGCGACUUAAUUACGGCCCGGAUGACCAAGCGAAACCGCGGUGUAUUUGUACCAGAGCUACGGCUAGUAUCCAUGGGGCCGAUUCAUUCAUUGGGCCUAUUGGCUGCAUUGUCGUGGCACUCACCAGUGACAGGAAACCCUACUGGGCAUUCAUCGCAGUCGGAUUCGGCAUGGGUCAGUUCUUCCACUUCUUUACACCUCUUCUCUCUUUGCCUUACUCCUGUCGACCCUGGCUUUGACGAUGAAUGGGCGGACACCGCCUGGCGUUCUGUGGCAUUUGGCGCCGUAUACGCGCCAAAUGUGGCAGUGACCUACCUUGUCGACUGUUAUCCCGCCUUUGCAUCCGAAGUUCUUGUCAUUGUCAACGUGGCGAAGAAUGCCAUUGGCCUUGUCUUCCUCUACGUUGCGGUAGAUUGGGUCCAGUCGAAGGGCUGGAUCCAGGUGUAUAUGAUAAUAUUUAUGGUGGUCAGCCUACCCAUUGUUUUGACAAUUCCAUCGUACUUCUGGGGUGAUAGAGCACGCAGCUGUUUAUAA
Messenger RNA from Penicillium canescens, 633 nucleotides. RefSeq names its product MFS transporter. Lineage: Eukaryota; Fungi; Ascomycota; Eurotiomycetes; Eurotiales; Aspergillaceae. Gene Ontology annotation, molecular function: transmembrane transporter activity. The record is from RefSeq and is a predicted model, not a curated record. Gene Ontology annotation, biological process: transmembrane transport. The transcript has a single exon. Bases 1 to 633 code for a protein of 210 amino acids.